AUGGCCGCAAAAUCCCCCGCAGAGCCUGCGCAACCCGACCCCGCGAAGCUACGAAACUCACCCACACAUAUGACCAAGCCUCACAAAGGACGUGUCGACGAUAUACUACAAGGAGCUCGAGCCCGAAAGAUAAUGAUGGAUAGUUCGAGUGACUCGGGGACUUCCCCACCAAGUCCAGGCACAAAUAUAUUGCGAGCAAGCGGGGGCACGAAUGGGACUGCCGAGACGGAGAGCAGUGCGGACGAGGAGACACACAUAGUCAGGCGGUCGGGCAAUCGGAAUAUGAAUUACCAAUCUACCCAGCAGAAGCCAGCGAAGACACUGCGUUCCAAUCAUCCGAGCACAGCGAGCAUACGCAGGGCAGGGCGAACACAUUCCCCCGGAGACGAGCAUGAGGAGACCGCGGCAGAUGAGCACGAGUCCUGGUGGGCGAGAAUGCUUUCGGAAUAUGGAUCGAUAGAGCUGGAGAACAAGGGCAGUGUGGCAAGGGAUCAUUUGGCCCUUGAGAGAACCUUCUUGGCCUGGCUGCGCACAUCCCUUGCUUUUGCUUCCAUCGGAAUAGCAGUUACUCAAUUAUUCCGCCUCAAUGUCAGUUCCGAAGGCACUGGCAACGCGUACAGCCGCCUUCGCCAGAUGGGGAAGCCCCUCGGUGCGACGUUCCUCGGUAUCAGCAUCGUGAUGCUGGGUGUGGGGUUCCACAGGUACUUUGAGUCGCAGCAUUGGAUUAUAAGGGGCAAGUUCCCGGCGAGCAGGGGGAGUAUAGCUUUGGUUGCGCUAAUUACGUUUGCGUUGAUGAUUACUUCGCUGGUAGUUGUCAUCGUCGUAGAACCUGGGACCUUUGAGAAAUAA
Molecule: messenger RNA, 849 nt
Organism: Lachnellula hyalina
Lineage: Eukaryota; Fungi; Ascomycota; Leotiomycetes; Helotiales; Lachnaceae
Exons: 3
Coding region: 1-849 (282 amino acids)
Source: RefSeq, a predicted model, not a curated record